AUGGCGCGAUUUGCUUUCCGCGCGCCCUCGCUCCGAACGCUCUCGUUCCGCGCGCCCUCUUUCCGCGCGCCCUCUUUCCGCGUGCCCGUCCUGUCAAACCCUGCGCUGCUGCUAGCCGUCGCCCUCGUCAUCGUCGCGCCGAUCCACGUCAGCAGCAGCCCGCACAGCCCACACGUGGCGCGAUGCUCGCCGAUCUGGCAGACACGUGGCCGUCCGUGCUCCUGGUUCGAGGGCUGGUACGUGCGUGUAGUGGAUCCCUCUACAGGAGGCAGCUAUGCUGCAAUAAUUGGCUCCAUGCCUAUAGCGAAUCGCUCUAUAGCGAUGCUGCUCAGCUGCCACCCCAAGAGGAAGGGAGGGCGGGAAAGCUGUCAGGUGGGGGAAGGGCGGAGAGUGUUGAGAGAGGAGGGAGAAGGGGAGCAGGAGCAGCAGCAGGGGACAGGAAAGCCAGAGGGGGGGCAGGGUGGAGGGGCAGUUGGGGAAGGGCGGAGAGUGUUGAGAGAGGAGGGUUGGGGGAAGCAGGAACAGGAGCAGGAGCAGGAGCAGGAGCAGGAGCAGGAGCAGGAGCAGGAGCAGGAGCAGGAGCAUGAGCAGGAGCAGGGGACGGGAGAGUCAGAGGGGGGACGGAGUGGAGGGGCAGUUGGGGAAGGGGCAUCAGAGGCGGGAGCAUGCGGGGUAGGAUCAUCUGGGGAAGGGCCUAUCGAGUACGUGAUGGGGCAUGAUGCAGCUGGUGGCACAGAGACAGGGGCAUUUGAAACCGCAGCAGGAUUUGAAACAGCAGCGGGUGGAGGAUCAACAGGUGGAGCAUUCGAGACGGCAGCAUGUGAAGUGACGCUGAUUGAGAAGGUGGAAAUAGCGCGGCCCAGCAUAACAGUGGGCACGCACCCUCCCAAGCCCGUCUCCUCCGACCCGUCGGACUCAGCCCCGCCUGUGUUCGAGUGGCGGGUGGAGGGCCAUGGCUUUCUGAUCUCCCGCGGGUUUAACCACACGGAAGUGGAUAUCAGAGUGGGGGGGUCGAGGCUGCAGGCUAAUCUGACCAACCAGCGCCACUGGAACCCGUCUGAUCCCGGGGCAGGCCCAGAGGGGUGGGCGGCAUCAGUGUCACAGCUGAUUCCUGGAGGAAUGGGCGAGCUGCCGUGCCGCUGGUUUGUCAACAGCCUUGGUUCAACCGCCUCGUACCGCUUCUGGAAUGAGAGUGAGGGGGUGGCGGUGGAGGGGAGGGGGUGGGCGCAUGAGGAGAAGAACUGGGGGGCGUACUUCCCUGCUGGCCACGUGUGGAUGCAGGGCAUGUCAUCUGACAACAGCGUACAGCUUCAUAUCCAGCUGGUGGGAGCUGGUGGAAUUUUCCCCCUUGCUUCUCCUCCUCUCUCUUGCUCUCCGCACCCCUCAUCUCUCCCUCGACUUCCGAUUCAUUCACCCCUCACCUCAAUCCCCUCCGCCCUCUUCUCUUUACUCACCUUGUUCUCCCCAUGCUCUCACCCCUUCCCUUCCCCCCCCUUACUGCUCCCCCCAUUUUUACCAAUUUUUUUCCCACAGCUGGUGGGAGCGGGAGCGUUUUUCCGCUUCGCCUCCCUCCCCUCCCUCCCCUCUCCACUGGUCCUCUCUCUCGGCCUCCGCACCCCCCACCACUCCCUCGACUUUCGAUCCAUCGACCCUCUCACCUCCUUCACUCCCCCCACCAUCGACUCCUGCUCCGGCCACUUCUCCCUCGCCGCCCGGACGCCGACCGCCGCCCUGCGGGUGCGGGUGCAUGCGCCGCCAUCGUCUUUUAGCGGGGCAGUGUGGAUGCCGAGGGCUGAUGGGGAUUGGGAUGCGACUGGGCGGGAAAGCUUCAGUGCUGUUAUGGAGAUUGAGCUGGAAGUGUGGGGGGAUGGUGAGGGAAAGGGGGAGGGAAAGGGGGAGGGGGAGGGGAAGGGUGAUAGGGACGAGAGGGAGAGUUUGGGAGGGGUGGUAGGGGGAGGAUGGUUGGUGGGUGGAGAUGGUUGGCUGGCGAGGUUUGGUAGGUACAUUUGGGGUGGUGUUUCUAAGUGGAUAGGAGUGCGUAGUGGGAACGGUGCUAGUAGGGUGUAUAGGUACACCAUCCACAGUGCAGCCUUGGAGUUUGCUGGCGAUUAUGAAUGCGCACUGACGGCGAAUCUCGAGGCGGACCUGGCGCCUGGCGGAGGGGAGCGCGCAGCGGAUGCGCGGCUGGACAUCCUCGUCUACAACUAUCGCGGCAAAACCAACGUGAAGGUGCAUAUUCACUAUGAGAGCCCCUCUCUCGUGGCGCCCACAGGCCAGUCCAUCCACGUGGGCCAGAUAGGCAGCAGCAGCGAGCCGAUCUGGACCAUUGACGGCGAUUGGACGGUGGAAGAUCCCGGCGAGUGGGACCUAUCAGUGUGGUAUAUGGGCGCAGGGAAGGCCAAGCCUGCAGGAUCAUCAAAAUCGGUUUUUUCUAUGGUGAAGAAGAUUGAUAGAGCGUGGUUUAGGAGGUCUUUCUAUGUGCUGGUGAAAACUGCAGCGUACCCUAAUGGCUUCCUUCCCGUUAUCCUCAUCGCAUCUAUCGUCGUCCGUAGCACUUGCGCCGCCGAUCAUGGAUUCAGAAUUCAGAGCGCCACGUUCAACGGUAGUAACUGGGAGUCAGUGGCGUUUGCUGCGACCAAGACUCGCACAUCUAGGAGGCUCGGCAUCCUCCCGUUCCCCGGCUUUCUCAAGUGCGCGCUGGUGGCAAAUCUGAACGCAGGCAAUGUGCGGUCCAUCCUUGGGGGAGAUCCCGGUGCGGACGGCCUGGCACUCAUUCAAGUGUACAGGUACAACGGACAGACCAACGUGAACAUUCGCCUGCGAGCGCACGCGCUGUCUUCCUCCCCCAUUGCCCAGACCGUAAAAAAGGCCUUUUCAGGCAACAACGGGCUGCCGGUGUGGGUGGUGUCAGGGCAGUGGGCUCGAGACAACAGCAACGACGCAUACACACUGCAAAAGUGGUACUAUGAGGCUAAUAAGAAGUACCCUCCUGGGUCUACUAGUUCCGUGUACUCUAUUGUUCGGGCGAUGGCCGGGGAUCCGAGGCGGUACUAUGCGGUGGUGAGCUCUGUGACCCGGCCGCUAGGGGCGAUCAGGGGGCAGUUCAGGAGGACCCUGCCGUUUUUGCUGUACCCGUGGAAUCCGUGCUAG
Messenger RNA from Closterium sp. NIES-65, 3150 nucleotides. Lineage: Eukaryota; Viridiplantae; Streptophyta; Zygnematophyceae; Desmidiales; Closteriaceae. The record is from the annotation of a GenBank genome assembly.